Molecule: messenger RNA, 2319 nt
Organism: Schistocerca serialis cubense
Lineage: Eukaryota; Metazoa; Arthropoda; Insecta; Orthoptera; Acrididae
Product: pre-mRNA-processing factor 17
Exons: 11
Coding region: 489-1907 (472 amino acids)
Biological process (GO): mRNA splicing, via spliceosome
Cellular component (GO): catalytic step 2 spliceosome
Molecular function (GO): protein binding; mRNA binding
Source: RefSeq, a predicted model, not a curated record
CAGUGAUGAUGACGAUGCGGGAUCAAAGACGGGGAAUGACGACACAAACAUUCACUUGAAACCUCUGGCUCCAGGGACAUCCAUUAUGAGUUUACAGAACAAAAUGCAAAUUUGCGCUGCUCCCGAUGUUGUUCCCAUGUAAGCAACUAAUAUUCCCAAGUGAAGGAAGAAUUAUGUGUCAGAUAACUUGAGCAAUGUUCUCAUUGUAUAACGAGAUGAUACCAAAGAUUACAGUUGAGCACUGUGAGACAAACCUCCCAGAUUGCUUCAGAAAUACCAGAGAAGUGCCAGGUGUGAUUAGGAGCUAACUCCAAUGGAAUGUCGUCCCCGCAUUCUUCUGCAACUCCGAGGGUACUGUUGACACCUUAAGACAUAUUGACUCUACAACGAAAGAAGUAUUGCAUAAUCCAAAAUAUGAAGAACUAUUUGCCCCAGAAGUUGGACCGGAGAAUCCAUUCCAAACAAGACAACAGAAAGCUCAUAAAAACAUGCUGUCUGGAUUUGUUGAACAAGCAUACAUUAGUGAUUUCCAGUUUGAAAAUCAGCGCCGAACCUUCAACAGCUAUGGCUAUGCAUUGGAUCCUACUGUUGAUGGAGUUACUGGAAAUGGAAAUCAGAUUGUUGGUGCCACUGAAGCAGCCAAAGAAUCUGAUGGGAAGACAGUCUUUGAAACCACCAAGGAACGCCCACUUGACAGAAGGAAAAGAAACAAGAAUGACAACCCUUCUGACAUUGAAGGAUUUCUUGGGCCAUGGGGAGGAUAUACUGAUGAGCAGAGGGUAAUGAGACCUAAUGAGGAAGAAGCAGCUGAAUUGGAAGAAAUACUUGCAAAACGACAGAAGCGAGGGAAGCAAGCAGAUGAGAAGCCCCUUGAGGAGAAAACUGUGUUGCAUAUUAAGGAUCCAGUUGACUAUCAGGGCAGGUCAUUCCUCCAUGCUCCACAGGAUGUUGGUGUUAAUCUUAAAUCAGAUUCACCUCCUGAUCGUUGCUUCUUACCAAAGACUCACAUUCACACAUGGCAAGGACAUACCAAAGGAAUUUCUGCAAUACGUUGGUUUCCAAAAACAGCUCAUCUUUUACUUUCAUGCAGCAUGGAUUGCAGGGUCAAAUUGUGGGAAGUUUAUCAUGAGAGACGAUGUGUUCGAACAUAUUAUGGCCAUCGACAGGCUGUGAGAGAUGUUAGCUUCAAUAAUGAUGGAACACAGUUUCUUUCGGCAGCAUAUGAUCGCUACAUUAAACUGUGGGAUACGGAAUCAGGAAAAUGUAUAUCUCGUUUUACGAGUCGGAAAAUUCCAUAUUGCGCAAAGUUCAACCCAGAUGAUGAUAAACAACAUCUCUUCGUUGCUGGCACUUCUGACAAGAAGAUCAUUUGUUGGGAUAUUCGUUCAGGUGAAAUAGUUCAAGAAUAUGACAGGCAUCUGGGUGCUGUAAAUACUAUAACAUUUGUGGAUGAGAAUCGACGAUUUGUUACGACAUCUGAUGACAAAAGUUUGAGAGUGUGGGAGUGGGAUAUCCCAGUUGACAUGAAGUAUAUUGCUGAUCCCACAAUGCAUUCCAUGCCUGCUGUCACACCAUCACCCAACCAAAAGUGGUUGGCCUGUCAGAGUAUGGACAACAAAAUUGUAAUAUUCUCAUCACUGAACCGUUUCAAGAUGAACAGGAAAAAGACAUUCAGUGGUCAUAUGGUUGCUGGUUAUGCAUGCACUUUGGACUUCUCUCCAGAUAUGAGUUAUCUCAUAUCUGGCGAUGCUGAUGGUAAAUGCUAUGUAUGGGACUGGAAGACAACUAAACUGUACAAGAAGUGGAAGGCUCAUGACAAUGUUUGCAUUGGUGUUCUGUGGCACCCACAUGAGGCAAGCAAAGUUGUGACAGCUGGCUGGGAUGGACUUAUGAAGUAUUGGGACUAAACUGCCUCAUAUUAUCUGUUGAGUGCAGUGUUAAAUAAUGUGAUUUAAGAGAGGAAAAAAACUCAGCAUGAGAUACAGUCAUCCCUUUUCGUUUCCUUUUAAGACUUUUGUAUAAAAGUGAUCUAUGUCAUAUCAUUGACACUGUAGUUGCCCAUAUCUGUCAAGUUGCUGCUACAUCAAGAAAAAAAAUGGUAAUACUCAGACAUAAUGGACUCUUGAAGCAUUGCUAUAAUGUAAAACUUGCCAGGUAUAACACUCAAUUAAAUUUUAUUCUUAUCUGAACAACUGAUGCUGAGCUGUGCAAUGUUUGUUGACAGUAUAAUUGAUACUGUUCAAGAAUUUAUUUAGUGUUAAUAUUUUUGUAAAUAAAUACUGAAAAGCUGUACAAUUCUUCUGCCAACUGUGAACCAUA